Messenger RNA from Colletotrichum chrysophilum, 1806 nucleotides. RefSeq lists its product as uncharacterized. The coding region runs from base 1 to 1806 and encodes 601 amino acids. NCBI's taxonomy places the organism in Eukaryota, Fungi, Ascomycota, Sordariomycetes, Glomerellales, Glomerellaceae. The transcript is spliced from 2 exons. The record is from RefSeq and is a predicted model, not a curated record.
AUGAUUUGGCUGAAGAAGGCGGCCGUCUUGGCCGUCUUUUCUCUGUUGCCUAUCAUAAAUGCACAGGAGAUUCCGGGCUGUUAUGGCCCGAUAGCCGUUGGUCAGGACACUACAGACCCCAACUACCAGCCGCGGACGGAUUCGACGCAGGGAACGGGAAUGACACAGGAGAAAUGCGCAACAUUUUGUGCACCUUACCAAUACUACGCCUUGUCUAAUGGGGCAACUUGCACCUGCGGCAACACCGUCACCGGGGAGAACACAGAUGGUCAAUGUACCAGCACUUGUGCUGGAGAUCCAUCCGAAAAUUGCGGUUCUGCGGCCAAUCAGUAUGUGUUGGAACAUGAGCCUGUCACUUCUACGAGCACUACCUCCACGGCAACCGAGACUUCCACGGCGGACGAUACCUCUGAAACUGAUUCUACCGCUACUACUACCGAUGAUGCCACCGCUACCGACAGUACGGCUACCGCAACGGAUGAUGCCACUGCCACGGAUGAGGCGACGGCUAUGGACACAGACAGCACUGCUACUGCUACGGACAGCACAACUACCGCGACGGACGAGGCUACAGCCACUGAUGAAGCGACUACCACGGACACGGAUAGCACCACGACAGCCACGGACGAGGCCAGUAAUACGACUGAUGAGGCCAGCACACCCACUGAUGAGGCCAGCACAACCACUGAUGCCGCCAGUACAACCACCGAUGAGGCCAGUACAACCGCUGACCCGGAUGAGGUCGCCACUACAGACAGUAGUACAUCCACCGCUACGGACGAAGCUAAUUCCACGGAUUCCAGUUCAACUGAGGAACCGUCUAGUACCACUGAGACAUCCGUUGAGGCCACUAGCACAACCGAAGAUGCCAGUACAACAGAAACCUCAACUGGAGUGACUACGACUGAAACUUCCAGCACGGAGACCUCCAGCGAGGCGACCAGCACUGAAGAAGACGUCAUCGGCACAUCGACCGAAGCAAGUAGUUCAACAGAGGAAGCGAGCACAACGGCGACCCCUACAGAAGCAACAAGCACAGAUGAGCCAAGCUCAACUGAGGCUACAUCGACUGCGCCAAGCUCGACUGAAGCUUCAUCGACGGAAGCGACAUCAACUGACACUAGCGCUACUGAGACAUCUGCCGAGAUUAGCACGACUGAGACGUCCACUGAAGCUAGCACUGCGGCCACACCCGCGGAGACUAGCACUACGGCGACUUCAACUGAACCUAGCAGUUCGUCAACGGAGGUCGAAUCUACCAGCUCCACGGAACCUGAGUCUACCAGCACAGCGGAAGUCGAGUCUACCAGCUCAUCACAGGUCCCGCCAACAACGGUAUCGUCCACCGAGAAUUCCGCCGAGCCGACUACAACUUCCACUUCUUCCGAAUCACCGAUUGCGACGAGCAGCGCCACAUCUCCUGAAUCAUCUACUGACCCAACGACGAGCAGCACUAGCUCGGAGCCUCCUCUUGAAUCGACUACUGCCACAUCCAGCUCCGAGCCUGAGUCGACCCCCAGCAGCGCGACAUCUGGAGCCCCUGUUGAGCCAACGACAAGCACCUCCUUUACUGCGGAAGAGACGACCAGCAGCACAAACUUCAACUUCUACGGAGCCCUUGGUGGCGCCUACAACGAGCACCACAACCUCCGAGCCUCCUGUGCAGCAAACAUCGACUGCCUCAUCGGAAACUCCAGUCCAGCCUACGACUUCGUCUACUUCUACGGAAGUUCCAGUCCAGCCUACGCCUACUUCGACGUCUUCGACGGAGAAUCCUGUCCAACCGACUACGAGUUCUUCCACUGA